ACAAACUCCGCUGCCUGUAUCAUUUCUGAGGCAGUAAUGGACGCAGCGGGGUUUGGGGGGCCCUGUGGGAGUGUAUCGUGUCUUUAGGGGAGUUAUUUCGUGAGGAUUCAGCAUCCUCCGGGUCCAGCAGCAGCUGCCCUCCCCCUCCGCAGCCUCCCCAGCAGAAUGCCCGACGUUCAAACGGAAGCAGGCGCUACCAUUUUGAAACACGGCACCGCUUAGCGCCAUGGAUAAGAGCAACACAGUCAAGCUCUUUGUGGGCAACCUGGCAUUAGACACCACCCAGGAGGAGCUGUCUGCCAUCUUUGAACCCUACGGCCAGGUCGUCAGCUGCAGUGUGCUUCGACAGUUUGCCUUUGUGCACCUGCAGGGUGAGGGUGCAGCGGAGCGAGCCAUCCGGGAGCUCAAUGGACGAGAAUUUCGCGGCCGUAAUUUGGUGGUGGAGGAGUCCAGGGGCAGGCCGUUGCACUCCACAAAGGUGUUUGUGGGUAAUCUGAGCGGGAUGUGUACCACCGAAGACCUCAAGCAGCUGUUCCAGACAUUUGGGAAGGUUCUCGAGUGUGACAAAGUCAAAGGCUAUGCUUUUGUUCACAUGGAAAAUAAAGAAGAUGCUCUUCAGGCCAUUGAAGCUCUGCACGGUACCUCCUUCAAGGGCCGUCCUCUGUCUGUAGAGCUAUCAAAGGUCCAGCCCAGCAAGCAGGCUCCCACGGGGAAGAUUCCAUGUGUGAACUGUGGGAAGCAGGGCCACUAUGCUGGAGAAUGCCCUGUGGGGAAACCUUCUCUGGAGCAGUACCAGAGUCAGGCAGCUGUCCUGGCUGCUGCCGCUGCCGCUGCUGCAGGCCUACCUCUACAGGUCCAACAAAGUGUGCACAAUUCAGUCUACAACACCUCCACCUUUGACCCCACGUAUGCAGCUCUCACAGGGAUAACCACUGGCACCCGUACUGAUGGAAACCCAGUGAAUCCAGCUGUUUAUGGUGCUCUAGCGAGCCAGGUGUAUGGUGCCAAUGUUGCCAACCAGCUCUAUGGGACUGUAGCCAGUCAGGCAGCUCUUACAUCAGGCGCCACACAGGUAUACGGCUCACUGACAUCCAAUAUCUACGGCCAGGUGGCUGCGUCUCCAGCAGCAGCAGCAGCUGCGGCUGCAGCUGCGGCUGCUUACUCAACUCCAGUUUACACACAAGCUGUCGCCAAUGCUCCCGUCUACCUGACAGCCACUCCUGGGAUAGAAAUGCAGGCAGCGGCUGCAGUCAACCCCGCCUACUCUGUAGCUCCAGCAAUUUAUGGCGCCGCCACACCAGCCUAUGCUCACAUUAGCGCCAUGGGAGCUGCAGACCCAGCUACAGCCAUCUUUGAGGCUGCCAGGCAGGCUCAUUACUUUGCGCAGGGUCAGCAGGUUGUGGCUGAGCAGCAGUCGGUGGCUGCAGCAGCAGCAGCAAAAUCUGGUGAGAGGGACCGGAGUCCCUUACGGAGGUCGGCUCCUCUGUUACCAGACCCUGUGAUGAAACCGUUUAUUUACCAGAGGGCCAAGCCACGUAGACCCCUGCUCCCCACACCAGCUGGCCGUGCAUCUGAAGAGGCAGUAGAAGCUGCAGAGGACCCUAUGGCGAGGUACUACGCAGAGUACUACCAACAGCUACAGCAGUACCCUCAAUUUCAGUAUGCCUACCCUCAGAGUGCUAUGACAGCCAUUGCUGGCAUGCCAGGAGUCUCAGCGGUUCCAGCAAUGUCUGCCCAACAGGUUGCUACGUUGGAUGCGCUCAGGCCAGUGGUCCCCACUGCUGCUGCAGUGGCAGCUGCCAUCGCUGCGCCCAGGGUGUAUGAGCCGCCGUUGCCGCCGCCCACGCGCAAGGAGGCCAUCCUCCACCGACCCGAACUCUCCCUUCACACGCCUGAGCCCCCCUUCCGAUAGUUGCACUCAACUGUCUUCCCCCACCUUCUUCCCUCUCUGCCCUCGAAAACCAACCCUCCCCAUACCUUUUCCAAUCACACUUGACCACCGUUUGUGUGUGUGUGCGUGCGUGCGUGUGUGUGUGUGUGUGCCUGGGGACACUGGAGUGUAUUGGCCGGGCAUUUGAAACUGGGGGUCCUUUGGUUUUUAAGCGUGCUUUACGAGGGACUUGAUCAGCUAACCUUGGUCCGGUUUGCACACACAGUGCAGCCUGAAGCGAAGGCUCUCUCAUCUGUUGUACGGGCAUUCUUUGUGCUUCUCCUUUUGAUCGUUUUUAUUGUGCCAGUCUCACACUUGUGCCAGUAUUAGGCUGAUCCAGUCAGUCAUUUCAUAUGCCUUUAUUUCUGCAACCCAGUUAUGAUUUUCUAGGGCCAAAUCUCCAAAAAUUAGCAUCAGCCAUUCUCCAAAGGCCUAGAUGAUCGCUUUGGGCAGCUAAUUUGAAACCUUUUUUGCCUUAUGUUGAUGAGUUUAGAUUUUAAAUGCAUUCAGAUGGGAAGUCAGAUGAACACGUAUUGUGUACUGGCUGCAUUGUACCGUGUUCUACAGAACCAAGGUUAAUGUGUUAUGCGGGACGUCUGUCUUUGAUGCGACAUGGAUGUAGUAUGUGUGAAUGCGUGAUGCGCGGGCUCCUGACUUCGCAACGCACAACCGCUGCGGCUAAGGCUGCACCUCGCAUAGUAGACCUAAAGCACACAUAUACGUACUGUAAAGUUUGCUCAGAUCCCUCUUCGACCCUUUCUCUGAGUCCCAUCCCGACUCCCACGCUGAAAGACACUGCUUCACCUCUUUCUUUUUCUAACUACAGCUGCCUACCUCUUACUGUAAAUUCCAGUGUAGAUUGUGUUCUGUUCUGUUUUAUUCCACACAUUUCACCCAGUUUUUUAAUAAUAUUUUGUAUUAAGUCCUCAUUCGUGUUCAGAGGCCUUUUUUUUAUUGAAGUAGUGUAAAUUUAGUUUGUCAGUGUAGUUUACCUGGGAUUUUGUGUAUGACUUGUUUACAAAGGAUCUGUAAAUUGUGUCCUUUUUACAAAUCAUUAAAAGUGACAAGGUCGGUUAUGUGCCUAUAAGCCUUGAGUGAAGUGCAUUACGUGGAGCAAUCUCCCAUUUUUAAGUGCUUUUACUUUUUAAACCAUGUGUAAGUAGAGUAACAGGAGUCCCGAUGCUUUUGAUCCAGAGAGCUAAAAGUGAUGAAGCUUUCUCUUAGACUUGCACACCUGUAUUAUAUCAAAUGGUUUUAUAAAAGCCACAAACUUGAGCUGCACGGGUUUAGCCUUUGGCUUUAAGCAGAAAUGACAGUGAUAGCACCAAGAAGUGAGAGGUGGGACAGUGUCUUCCAGUGCCCCCUUAAAAAUGUUUAUUUACCCUUUUCAAAACCAGAUCUUCCCUAGAUUUAAGGAGCAAAAGGACUGUCUUCUUUUUUUUUACGUUGCAGCAUUUCGUAGGUGGUAGGGCUGUGCGAAUAGACCAAAAUCUCCUGUCUUAAUAACAAUAAUUACCAUAAAUUCAGGAAAUGUGUUAUAUAAAGUACAAUUAUUCUCCAAUCUGGAAAUGAAAUGAUCAAAAUUGUACACUUCAUAUUCAUGUAAUAAUUUUGUUUUUUUAUUAAGAGUGUUGCUUUAUUUUUAAUACCAGAGUCUCAUUCAGCAUACACUAUAGUCAUGAUCGAGUGAUGUAUUAUACCCCCCACCCCCGGUAUAAAUCCAAACUUUCAUGCUUUUUUGUCAGUCGCACUGACAAAACUUACCGAAAAGUUUUUCUCCCUUGUAUUUGACAUGGUAUUAUUAUAAACCUUGGGCUAAAGAGGUAAUUGUCUUAUUUUUCCUGCAGUGGAUCUCUUCUCCUCAGCUCUCCAUAACAUGCAUCCUCCCCACCAGUCCCUUUCCAUCACACAGCACAGAAGAGAAAGUCAUUCAAUAAAAACAAGUGAAUAAUAUGUAGAUUGUCAAACACGUGAUGUAUUUUAUUACAUCCGCAUAUUAACUAAUUCCGUGACAUUGCCCCACGUUUGGGAAUGAGCUCUUUAGGUUUUUUUUUUUUUUUUUUUUUUUGGCUGGAUCCUUCUGCUUCCAGUUUUGUCUAAUCGCACAGCCCUAACAAGUGGGAUUCGUCACAUCUGGUUACCAGACAGUUAAAAAAAUAUCAAAACUUGUGUGAGGUGGCACGUUUGACAUUAAUGUAAGAUUCUUAAUUGGCUAAUUCAAUCUAUCUGGUUCCUCAGUGGCCUAAAAUAAUCUUUUUUUUUUUUGGAAUUAUUUGACAGCGGUCUAAUGCACAUACAAGUAGACCCACUGAAAAUUACCCGACUGCCUCAUUGUCCCCCCUCCCCCUCCCUCCUGUGGUUUAUAGUGGUAAAGCGACUUUUGCAUCUCACAGCGUAAUCUCUCUGUGUCGUGAAUAUAUGAACUCAUACCAGUUGCAUCCUUUGUAGAAUUAUGUGGUUUGCGAAAUGUCUUGUUUGCCAUGUAUUUUUUAGAAAAGUAUUUUAAUGUAGUCUUUUUUUAUUAGAAAAGAGAAAAAAAAGGCAAGUUAUUCGAAAAACAGCAUGCUUUUUAUUGAGAACAUGUAAUACUAUAAACCUUAUAAUAAAGAAUAUUUGGCUGACUACUGUGGUAAAAGAAAGCAAAAGGGUUUGGACAUUUCGCCUUCUUUUUGUUUAUGUUCUUCUCCACUAUCUGUUUCUUUUGUGUAAAAUGACCACCAGAACCAUUUGACUGGGGACCCAGGGGGAGACAGGUGUAGAUGCUGGCCCAGCUUUGCUCUCUUUGGUCAGGGUAAGUGCGGGUAGGAGCUCCUUCCUCUCUCCAGCCUCUCAAACAAAAAAACGUCUUAAAAACGUCUUACUUCCCUGCAGUGCUUUUUUGGUUCAUAUUCAAGUACUGCUAAGUGCUCCUGAUGUGGUAGUUAAAAUUGAUUCAUAUCCAUAAAUUACAUUAAUUUUGCUGAAAUUGCGUUGAGAGCUGGGGAGAGGCACACAGAUGGAAUGGCCUGGGUGCAUUUUGAUCUGUGGAGCGGUCCUCUUUCUGGGGUUGAUCGUUGUGCGUCUGGUCUGGUCUGGUCUUGGUCUCUCCCCGUUUCACCGAAUUUUCUCCCUUUCCGUGUGUCUCUAUGUUCACUUUACUCUCAGACCUGCAUGUGUGAUAAUCUUUAACUUCGCAAAGCAAAAAAGAGAGAGAGAAAGAACUCAAUAGUCCAGCUCUGACUAACUAUCUCAACUGAAUUAGGUGACCUUGCUACCUGGAACGGCCAACAUGAAGCCAUGGGGACAACUUUAAGCGUGACACCACCACAACAAGAACUUGUUGUUCUCUCUUCACCAAGGUAAAUGAAAAACGACCAAAAACAAACAAAAAGAUCAUAAAAGCACUGACCUCUCCUCCCCUUAUCCAUCCUCUUCCUUUGACUGUGCCUUGAUAACACUCCUCCUCCCCUUGCCAUCACCACCCCUCUCCAAGUCCGUAACCCCUCCUCUACUGCAAUGGCAGUGUUUGUACCUGUAGCCUUGGGCUUCUCGUCAGUGGGAGUGAGGGAUGGGCCGAGGUAGGGCGGGGUUCCGAGCCCUAUAUAAAGCUGAUCCUGUCUUGCAUCAGCAUACAAAUCAAUGGAUGGUGCCCUCUGUGUCCUGGUGUUUUGUUUGAGCUGGUGGAUAGAGGGUGUGAUGGUAUGCUCGUGUGUGUGCUUUAGAAAAAAAAAGAUGCGUUUUGGGUGCUGUUUCAUCAGUGAGGCUUGGCAAAUGCGGACACUCCCCACCCUUUCCCCUCGCCCCUCAAACUCUUGUCCACCGCCGUCUUCGCCGACCUCAACCCUUUCACUCUUCUUGUCCUUCCUCCCCCCCUCUUUUACCCCCACCCUGCUGUCCUUAUGCGCAUCUCUUCUCCGCCGUCCACCCACACAACGCUUUUUCCGCCGCCACCGCCGCCACCUUGGAUCUCGGUUUGUGGCUCUGGCUCGGACUGAACUUCCCAGAACCACCCACCUGACCCAAACUCCCCAUCCAAUUUUGCUACCAUAGAGGUCUGGGCUUGCCAAUGGACUGUGUUAUGCGCGGUUGCCUACCUCUGGACUCUGUAAGGUGACAGAGAGACUUCAGUGUUGGACAAAAUAUUUUGCUGAAACUGUUGAAUCAUGGGUUUGUACUCCAUGGCUUUGGAAUGGGUUUUAACUUCAGUUUCUUGGAAGAAUUAGCUCAAUUACAUGUGAACUACUAAACUAAGGGGUUGACCCACUAGAAUCCUCCCAGGCCAUUCAGAACGGUCCUAUAAGAAAGGUCUUCAGUGAUGAAGCCAGUCUAACCUGUAGAUUCUCAUCAAUCUCAGGAUUCCUAUAGGACUUUUCUGGUACAGCUCCUUUCUGUAACUUGUAUGAGUUAGAGUUUUUCCCCAUAUAGUGUUGCAAAAUCGUAAAUCUUUAUACAUGGUCCCUGAUUCACCAGCUUUUAGUAAUUCCUGAGUUGUCUGGUGUCUGCUCUGACAGCUGUAUGAUUGGAGUAAAACAAAGACAACCCUGCACUAUUUCUGCCUAACAAACAACAUGGAAAAAUGAAGUGGACCAGAAAGAACCAAAGGGUUGAUUCUGAGGUGAGUUGGCGGAAUAAUUUGUGCCACCAAAAGCUACUCCUUAACCUUGCCUACCUGAUCGUGGAGGACCAUAGUGUGUCCCAAUAAAGUGUAUUUGAUCCUGAGGUAUUGACAUAUUGGACAUAAGUAUUUUUUCAUUACCUAUGUGCAAGAAUUACAUCAUUUACAUACCCUGUUGAUUCCAUUAGAAGUCUUGCACCAUGUGUAACAUCAAUAUCUUGUGUUUUAACACCGCCCAUUCACGUAGUGUUAGGAAAUUCUUCAUAGUCUAGCUUUGUUUCAGGUUACCUCUCAGUAGGAGGAAAUGCUUACUGACUCUUUUCCCCAGCCUCCAUGAUCAGGGUACAUUGCUUUCCAGCCUUUCCCCCCAACACCUUGUCCUCUUCACUCUCCUAACUCCUCACUGAAGGCUUCUUUCUGAUGCUUGUAAGUCUGGGCUUCCCAUGCUUGGGUGAAUACAGCCAUGCAUCUCUAAAACCCCUGCUCUUGAAACCACAGUCGCACCAUAUUGCUAGCCAAAGUUCACCACAGCUUCCUACCUAUGUCACCCCUCCAUCCAAACUCCUUUUCCGUCUGUCAUUGUUUUAAUUAAAAAUUCCUGUAUGCAGAUGAUGCACAUGUAUGUUUAUUGAUUAGAUAGGAUCUCAAAGGUCAUGUCUGUUUUUCUGUAGCAAAGCCCACUAAGAUGUAAGUAUGUGCAUCUGACAAGUUCAAGCACAAGUCGUAGAGAAUUUGAAGGCAGUAAUUUAUGAGGUUUUAUUAAUGUGACCUUUCUAGCUCAAAUGUGAAUCAGAUGCUAGUGAUGCCCAUCAUUUUUUUCCAAAGUAGACAUCAACAGUAAAGCCUUACAUUACACGUAAUCGCAUCUAGAGUAGGCGAAAGCGAUGAGCAGUGUAGUUCAGCACCAUAAUUAGGGUCUUAAGAUUUUUGUGCGACGGGAUCGACAGGAUUUCAGAAUUGGACGUUAGAGAUGGAAUUUACGAUGAAAUGCUGAAAGUUGGGUGUCUCCCACUGUUUGAGGAAACACGACGAUGUGCUGAGGUGAGGUGAAGUUCACUGGAGGCUUCUACCAUCCAACUUAUCUACCGUUUAGAACAAGGUUUCUUGUAGAAUCAUUGCCAAAUGUCCUUAAUGAUUUUAAAGAACGUUUCAGCAAGUCUCGCCUGCACACGAUUCACACGAAGUCCAAGAAAAUACAACAACUUGAACAAUCAGUAAGUCUCAUCAAAACAGAGGAAGCAUUAAAUGAUUUUGUUAAACUGAAAAUCAUUUGAUGAACAUUUUCCAAGUUGUCAGUAUUCAUGAAAUUUUGAUUAUUAUUUCAUUAAAUUGUUAUUCAUCCACCUUUUAAAGGACAUCUUGUAUGGGGGAAAUAUAGUUAACCAUAAAAACCUGGAAUAAAAGGUUUUUCAUACUGCCCUAUCACUGCAUUGAUUUAUAUUUUCAUCCUUCUCACAGUAUGCAGUUUAUACUGUGAAACACAUAAGUUAUUACAUGAUUUCCUUCAAUAUAAAAACUCACUGUAGAAUUAUAUUAAUGGUGGGUGGAUUGGUCCUUUCAGGGUUUCUUUCACAUCGUGAAAUAAGUUGAUGGUCCAAGAAAAAUGUAGUUAAUUAAAAUUCCAGAUUAAAUACAAGUCAUUCUAGAUUCAAAGAUGCGAGGAUUUGCUGAGUAAUUUGCUGUUUUAACAGACUAGCAAUCUGGAUCGGCUCAUUUCAAAGUAACUAUGAGAUUUAAAUGACCGAAUGUUAGGUCAAGUUUAGCGUCAACAUGUUUACUGUGAAUGAUAAAUAGACACAAAUUAUAUUGUGUGGUUGUGUAUGCAUAUGUAUGCCUUUUGACCUAUAUUUCUGAAAAUGUUGAGGCAUUUAUCAGCCUGCAUGAAAAUCAUCAAUAAAUUUCUUUUCUUUUAA
Molecule: messenger RNA, 8437 nt
Organism: Nothobranchius furzeri (turquoise killifish)
Lineage: Eukaryota; Metazoa; Chordata; Actinopteri; Cyprinodontiformes; Nothobranchiidae
Gene: rbm14b
Product: RNA binding motif protein 14b
Cellular component (GO): nucleus
Molecular function (GO): mRNA binding; zinc ion binding
Source: RefSeq, a predicted model, not a curated record